GCGCGGGUAGGCAGCGGUCGCGGGCCGGGGCUCGCACCUGCCGCGCUCCCGGCGUCCCGGCGACCCGCAUCGCGGGUUCGAGCCCCGGGGCGACCUGCUUCCUGGCUUCGCGCCCGCCGGCGCGAUGCUGUUCGACAAAGUGAGGGUGUUCGCGGUGCAGCUGGACGGGGCGCGCGCGGGCGCCGAGCCGGUGUUCCACGGGGGCCAGGCAGUGGCGGGCCGCGUGCUGCUGGAGCUGGCGGGCGCGGCGCGCGUGGGCGCGCUCAGGCUGCGCGCCCGGGGCCGCGCGCGCGCGCACUGGACCGAGUCCCGCAGCGCGGGCUCCAGCACAGCGUACACGCAGAGCUACAGCGAGCGCGUGGAGGUCGUGAGCCACCGCGCCACGCUGCUCGCGCCAGACUCGGGGGACGUCGCCGCGCUGCCCGCCGGACGCCACGAGUUCCCCUUCAGCUUCCAGCUGCCCAUCUCCCUGGUGACGUCCUUCGAGGGCAAACACGGCAGCGUCCGCUACGCCAUCACGGCCACCCUGCACCGGCCCUGGGCCCCUGCGCGCCGCGCCCAGAAGGUGUUCACCGUCAUUGAGCCCGUGGACAUAAACACUCCCGCCCUGCUGGAGCCGCAGGCUGGAGCCCGGGAGAAGGUGGCACGCUCCUGGUACUGCACCCAUGGGCUGGUGUCCCUGUCAGCCAAGAUCGACCGCAAGGGCUACACUCCAGGCGAAGUCAUCCCUGUGUUCGCGGAGAUUGGCAAUGGCUGCACGCGGGCCGUGCAGCCCCGGGCCGCCCUGGUACAGACGCAGACCUUCAUGGCCCGAGGCGCCUGCAAGCAGAAGCAGACCGUGGUGGCCAGCGUGGACGGGGAGCCCGUGGGCCCUGGGCGACGUGCACUGUGGCCCGGUCGCGCGCUGCGCAUCCCCCCGGUGGGCCCAUCCAUCCUGCGCUGCCGCGUGCUCAGUGUGGGCUACUCGCUCAAGGUCUGUGUGGACAUCCCAGGCUCUUCGAAGCUGCUGCUGGAGCUGCCGCUGGUCAUCGGCACAGUCCCCCUGCGUCCCCUGGGCAGCCGCUCGGCCAGUGUGGGCAGCCGCGCCAGCCUCCUGCAGAACUGGGGCCCAGGGAUGGAACCGCCGGAGGCCCCUCCUGAGUACGCAGCGGUGGUGAGCGAGAGCCAGCUGCCCGCUGCCUCCCCGGGGCCCGUCCCCGUCCCGCGCGACGCGGGUGUGACCCUGGAGGGGCCCUACUUCGCCUGCCUCCAGGAGUUCCGCUACCGGCCGCCCCCGCUGUACUCUGAGGUGGACCCCCACCCACCCUCGGAAACUGGGCGGCCACGCUGCAUGACCUGCUGAUGUGUGAGUCGACACCUCGGGACCAGGUUCACGUUCCUGGCCACGGCUGUCUGCUUUAGGAACACAGUCUGGGGAGGCCGGUGCCUCCCAACACUGCACAGGACUGAGGAGCAGGGCGUGACCUCUGUGGACUGGUGUCUUCCCCAGGCUUCCAGGUCUCUGCGAUUGACCAGUGCUAGGCUCCCCUACAGGGUUCCGGUCUGGGAGACAUGAAUUCAGGGUAAGCCAGAACCAGAGGGGAGGCAGAGAGCUUCCAGAGGGCAUUUCAGAUGAGGCUUUGACGUUUGAACAGGAGCUCACAGCACGUAGACAGGAAACGGCCAGAGCUCAUAGCACCCACCACCUCCAUCUUAGGGUUGGGAGCCCACGCCUGCAGGCGUCUAGUGUGAAGCCAGCGGGACCGAGGGCCCAGGGACAGACACGGAAGGGGAACGUCACAAGUCUCUCUGGGACCUGAGGGUCGAGAGGUCCCAGCUUUGGAGCUGUGGUGACAUCUGCCACAAGAAGCCCCAGGCUGCUCAGGGUCAGGACCCAGACAAGGACACAGUAGCCUGGCUGGACACCAAAGGGAAGACAGCGGCCAGGGGUAGCUGGGCCCCCUCACAGCCAUGCGCCCCACAUCUGAAGAGUCCUCCAUCACCUUUGUACACCAAAAAUGAAUAAAGUCGUGUCCGGGGACUGUCA
Molecule: messenger RNA, 2026 nt
Organism: Mesocricetus auratus (golden hamster)
Lineage: Eukaryota; Metazoa; Chordata; Mammalia; Rodentia; Cricetidae
Gene: Arrdc2
Product: arrestin domain containing 2
Exons: 8
Coding region: 125-1342 (405 amino acids)
Biological process (GO): protein transport
Cellular component (GO): cytoplasm; plasma membrane
Source: RefSeq, a predicted model, not a curated record